Messenger RNA from Daphnia pulex (common water flea), 1359 nucleotides. It is a transcript of the gene alc, whose product is annotated as 5'-AMP-activated protein kinase subunit beta-1-like. Gene Ontology annotation, cellular component: cytoplasm; nucleotide-activated protein kinase complex; nucleus. NCBI's taxonomy places the organism in Eukaryota, Metazoa, Arthropoda, Branchiopoda, Diplostraca, Daphniidae. Bases 220 to 1044 code for a protein of 274 amino acids. Gene Ontology annotation, molecular function: protein kinase binding. The transcript has 9 exons. The record is from RefSeq and is a predicted model, not a curated record. Gene Ontology annotation, biological process: signal transduction.
UGUGACUCGGUUAUUUCUGCAAACGAAAGAACGAAUCGCAGACACCUUUUAGUUGCUCAUUUUACGAUUUUUAGUGCUUACAUCUUUAUGUUUAAUAAUUAAAUAACAGUGUACUGUACGAAACAACAAACAAGUCGAUCGUGAGCCAGUCUUGUUAAAAGAAACGAAAAGCUUUUCAAGAAGUUUUAUUAUCAAUGACCCAGAUUUCCUGUUAGUGUGAUGGGACAGGCAAAUAGUUCACGAGAACGUCAUAAGUCAGGGGACAUUCAACCUUGUUCUCCAGGCAAAGAUGGCCAAGCUUUUGUUUUUGAUAAGAAGCCAAACAAACUCUUAUACCAGACAUCUGGAGAUGAUGAUGAUUAUUUGAAUGCAAAAGGUUUUGAAAUAUCUGGUCCUUCAGGAACUGUGGAGUUUAGUCACUCUCUCUUGAAUCCUUCACAAGAAGAUAACUUUGGGGCUGAAGAAAAUUCUCCCAAAGUACUCCCUACGGUUUUUAAAUGGGAUGGAGGGGGAAAACAAGUGUACAUUACUGGUACUUUUUCCAACUGGAAAACCAUUCCUAUGGUGAAAAGCCAUGGAGAUUUUGUUACAAUUGUUGACUUGCCUGAAGGAGAACAUCAAUACAAAUUUCUGGUUGAUGGAGAGUGGAUGCAUGAUCCAACUGAGCCUGUCACAGAUAAUGGAAUCGGAUCUAAAAACAACAUUAUUUCAGUAAAGAAAUCAGAUUUCGAAGUUUUUGAUGCACUAGACAUUGACAGCAGUACCGUUUCUGGUUCCCAAAGUUCAGAGGAUUAUGGUCAAGAUGUCCCAACACCUCGGCCACAAGAAAAAUUUGCACCUCCAAUUCUACCGCCUCAUUUGCUUCAGGUCAUUCUCAAUAAAGACACACCGCUGUCGUGUGAACCAACGUUAUUACCGGAACCCAACCAUGUCAUGCUCUGUCAUCUAUACGCAUUAUCAAUUAAAGAUGGGGUUAUGGUACUCAGUGCCACCCACCGUUAUCGAAAGAAAUAUGUUACUACACUUCUUUAUAAGCCCAUUUAAUAAGCAAGAACAAUUUGUUAGUUCUAUGCCAAUUCGUUAUGAGGCGUUACAAAAAAAUUAAUUUCCCUCUGUACAACUAAAUUGCGUGUUUCUAGUUCUUCGUUUCAGGGAAGUUAUUCCAUCUACUUUUCUCUAUACAAAUAAUGGUUAGGAGGAUCUUGCCAUUCAUUUUUUUUUUUUUUUUUCGCUUUAAUCGUAAAAGCUUCCCGGAUUAGUAUUAAAUAUAACUAAUAUAGUUUCUGUUCCUGUAUCUUCACACUAAUCCUUCAGUUGGAAUAACAUCGUCUUGAAUACAAGUUAUGCGUAUCAAAAGUA